Messenger RNA from Paramisgurnus dabryanus, 2462 nucleotides. It is a transcript of the gene rangap1b, whose product is annotated as Ran GTPase activating protein 1b. Gene Ontology annotation, biological process: signal transduction; nucleocytoplasmic transport; activation of GTPase activity. The record is from RefSeq and is a predicted model, not a curated record. Gene Ontology annotation, molecular function: small GTPase binding; GTPase activator activity. Lineage: Eukaryota; Metazoa; Chordata; Actinopteri; Cypriniformes; Cobitidae. Gene Ontology annotation, cellular component: cytosol; perinuclear region of cytoplasm; nucleus.
GCACUUUCAAAAAACCGGCCGCCUCCAUGUGCCACUUGUUGUGAUGCUUUUCUCAGUAGUAAAUCUAGUCUUGUGUGAUUUGCUUUCUUCUUUUAAUAACUAAACAAUCAUUGGUUUUUUAAACACCGUGGUGUAAGUACAUAAUAAAUUAAAGCAAUGGCUGCUGAAGAUAUUGCCCAGCUUACAGAGGCUCUUGCCAAGACCCAUGUGGGGGAAUUAAGUUAUAAGGGACUAGGGCUAAAACUGUGUAAUGUAGAGUCGGUCAAAGAAAUGGUGCAGGACAUUGAACAGUUUCAGGGUCUGCAGUCCCUCAGAUUGGAGGGAAACACAUUUGGGGUGGAGGCAGCACAGGGCAUUGCAAAAGCUCUUGAAGCUAAAAGUGAACUGCAGCAAUGCCACUGGAGUGACAUGUUUACAGGACGUCUUCGCUCUGAAAUUCCACCUGCUCUGAAAUCAUUGGGCAGUGCAUUGAUGACAUCAGGGGCCCGACUGACUCAGCUGGACCUGAGUGACAAUGCUUUCGGGCCAGAUGGUGUAAAGGCAAUUGAAACUCUGCUCAAGAGCCCUGCCUGCUACACCUUACGUGAGCUCAGACUUAAUAAUUGUGGCAUGGGCAUCGGAGGGGGUACAGUCCUCGCUUCUGCAUUGACUGAAUGCCAUAAGCGGUCUAUUGCAGCUGGCACCCCCUUGAGGUUAAAAGUAUUUAUAGCUGGACGCAAUCGGCUGGAGAAUGAUGGUGCCACUGCCCUUGCCCAAGCAUUUAAGUUGUUAGGCAGUCUUGAGGAGGUCCAUAUGCCACAGAAUGGAAUCAACCAUGCUGGUAUAACUGCUUUGGCCACUGCCAUGCAACAGAAUCCAAACCUACAGGUCCUCAACCUCAACGACAACACUUUUACUAAGAGAGGAUCAGUAGCCAUGGCAGAGGCCAUCAAGCACCUCCAGUAUCUUAAGGUCAUCAAUUUUGGGGACUGUCUUGUACGCUCAGAAGGUGCUCUUGCUAUAGCAUGGGCACUUAAAGAGGGACUGCCUCAUCUCAGGGAGCUGAAUUUGUCAUUUGGAGAGAUUACAGAGGCUGCGGCUUUGGUAGUUGCUAAGGCUGCACAGGAAAAAGCCGAUCUGGAGAAACUAGACCUCAAUGGAAACUGCUUCGGAGAGGAAGGCUGUGAGGCUCUCAGGGAAGCUAUGGAGCGCAUGAACAUAGGGGAUAUGCUGGGCUCGCUCAGUGAUGAUGAAGGAGAGCCAGAUGAUGAUGAGGAUGAUGAUGGAGAUGAGGGGGAAGAUGAAGAUGAUGAAGAUGCAAAAGAAGAAAAUGGUGUUAAUGGAACAGAAGAUGUUAGUGAAGAAAAGGAAAGACCUUGCUACAGUUGUGAGCUUAUGACCUUUCUCAGUUCCCCAUCAGCUGAGAAAUUGAUCUCCCUUGAAACCAAGAGGAUCCAACUCCUCGAGCAGAUUGAUGUUUCGGAUGCCUGUGAAGUGUCAGAAGUUUUUUUUAAGAUCUCUUCAGUCUAUAAGGACGAACCAGAAGUAAAACAGGCUGUAUUUGAGAGCACCGAUGCCCUGUUGAGGAAAGCUUUUUCCAUCUCUCAGUCGUACAGUUUUAUCACCUCGCUUAUGAUAAACCUGGGACUUUUAAAGAGUGAGGAUAAGAAGGUUAAGAAUGUGUUUGUGUUGGCUGGACACUUGCUAGCUCUCGAGCACGCAGCUGCACAGGACUUCUUCCCACUCGAUCAGGCUUUCGUUCUGGAAUCAUUCAUGUCACGACAUGGAAAAGUCUUAGAAUCCUGUUCCACAGCAAGGGAUGCUCUCAUGACCACACUGGCAAAAAGGACCACUGCUUAAAUCUUCAUCUCUAAAAUGAGCCACUGAAAUCUCUUUAUACGGGUCAAAACUGGACUAUUGCAAAACUUGACAGCCUUUGUGAAACUUUUUAAACUAUAUUGUAGCUUAUCUUUGGUCAGUCAAUUCUGCAUCCAUUUUCUCACACAAAACUAGUGCCUCAAGAUGACUAGACCAAACUGAAUUACCUUGCAUAUGUUGACUGUUAGAUUAGAGCUUUAAAUAAGAAUGGUGUGAUGUACUUAUGUCUCUUUUUUUUAGAAAUAUUUCAUCUAUUUUUAUACUACUUAAAUGGGAGAAAAGGAAAUAAGGCACUGGAUGAUAAUUAGGGCUUAAUUAUCUCUUCAAUGAUUGUAAUGUUAAAACUGUCUGACGUGUCUUAAUAAUAGUGGAGGAUAAUGCACUUGCAGUGUGUCUCAUAAUGUGAAGUAUUGAUAGUAGAAAUCAAAACAACAGAUGUGGAAAUGCAUACAAUGAGAUUCAAGUGAAGAAAGUGGAUUAGUGGUUUUAAAAAAUUACAUCUGGACAUCAUAUGUAAUAUUAAAGCAGGUAUACACUGUGUAUUUGUUAUAUUGGCAACAUUCCGUUUUGUUAUUAAAAGUAAUUAUUUUCAUUGGAGAAAAUCU